AUGUCUUCUGGAAUCCCUGCUGGCACCAACGGGCAUAAUAUUGUCAACAAUAAUCCGCCCGUCAUAUCUCCUGCCCAAAUGGCAGAAAAUCUCAGAAAGGGCCUUAAGCCAGAUGGAUCGAAAUACCCCCGUAGUAUGAGGAAGACAAUGAAGGCUACGACUGCGGAGGAAAUUAGACUCGGAGAGCUUCGGCGCGGUCAGGGCAAACAAGAAGUAUCCGAGGACGAAGCUGAUCUUAUCAAGCUCUCUGAAUCUGAAUCAAGUCAUUCUUCCACCCCUGAUAAUCAGCCUGAAUAUCUACUGUCGAGAAUGCUAAAGGCCCCCUCUCCAAGGAGUCGGAAGAAAGCUGAGAGCAAGAUAAUGAAGAAGAUCUUCGGGAAGAAACGGUGCUCACGGUCAUUAUUGUCCUCCAGUUCCAGCAGCUCGGAAAGCGAUGUGCCGAUGAAUAAGAGGAGAAAGCCGAUUGUAGAAGAGGACAUCAACAUCGAAAUGAAUGAGAUCACUGGCUGGCACCCGCGUCUGAAGAAACUAGCAAAUCUUGGUGAAUAUAUUCCCCUUUCAAUGUAUCUUAACACGACUCAUCAGGAAAUGCUACGUCAGAACAAUAAUGUACCACUGAGAACGGGCCUCGGGGAGAAAUCUCGGAAGAAGCAGCUUCUCGAUGUAGCCAAGUACCAGGACGAAGGUGCGCUCACAUCCGAAGAAUGGCGGGAGGCGAUGGAAAAUCAAGUCGCGUUCUAUCUCGAUGCGGGCCAGGUGGAGCAAGCAGAGCGCUGGGACAAGCAUCGGACCUGGUUCACUGGUCAACCCACAUUCAUCACCGAUUUCAGAAUUCUAUUGAAGAUGGACAUCGACUUGCGUCAACUCUAUGUGUGGCAACCCUUCGUUUUCAAUGCUAAGCGCUACCGGACAAAAUAUGACCAGAUGAAGCUAGAUGACUCCAACCAGCAAGUAAAGGAUGCUUUGAAGGGGAUGCAGGAGGAACGGGACCGACUCCACUGGUACGAACCAUCUUGUCGUCAGCCACCCAACCAGGUCACUUCAGCAUCAGACACUUCAUCUCCAAAAACCGCCAGGAUUCGUCCCAGCUAUCGUUCAUUUCGUGACGAGAGACCCAAAAAGGCUUUCGUCUGUCUGGCCUGCUCGUGA
Messenger RNA from Gloeophyllum trabeum ATCC 11539, 1149 nucleotides. RefSeq lists its product as uncharacterized. Lineage: Eukaryota; Fungi; Basidiomycota; Agaricomycetes; Gloeophyllales; Gloeophyllaceae. Bases 1 to 1149 code for a protein of 382 amino acids. The transcript has a single exon. The record is from RefSeq and is a predicted model, not a curated record.